CCAAACAUUGAUUCCUACAGAUCAGCCUCCGUGCCCCCGCUGGCAUCGGCUCACUCUGGGGCUAGGAGCAGCUGGGAUCCUCGUCCUGGUGGGAGCUGUGAUAGCGAUGGGCCUUUGGGGGGAAAAAUCUAAGCUCUCUUCUCACCCCCCCUCUGCUGCCUCCCCGUGCCCUGACGGCUGGAUCCGGCUCCAGGGGAAAUUCUACUAUUUUUCUAAUUCUCAAGGGAACUGGAGCUACAGCCAGAGCUUUUGCUCCUCACAUGCUGCCUCCCUGGCCGGGAUUGAGAGUCCAGAAAUGCUGGCUUCCCUGCUGCCCUACCCAGGCAGACUGGACCACUGGAUCGGCCUCUGGAAGGGCACAGAUGGGGUCUGGCACUGGGCCAAUGGGACCAAGUUCGACCAUCAGUUUGGAAUACAAGGAGGAGCCGACUGCGCGUACCUGGAUGAAGAUCUCAACAUCAGCAGCUCCAGCUGCAGCACCUGGAGAAAAUGGAUCUGCAGCAAACCUGAUGCCCCGCUGUAAGAAGAGGCAUGUGUAGUGGGAGGAGAGGGGGGGAACUAGACAGUUCAAGGACACUGGAGGUGAGAGGUGGGAAAACCUGUUCUGGUCCCCUUCAGCCAGGGCCGGAUUAAGACCUUUA
Pelodiscus sinensis (Chinese soft-shelled turtle) is the source of this 641-nucleotide messenger RNA. Lineage: Eukaryota; Metazoa; Chordata; Testudines; Trionychidae. The record is from RefSeq and is a predicted model, not a curated record.